Messenger RNA from Ictalurus punctatus (channel catfish), 3949 nucleotides. RefSeq names its product MAGUK p55 scaffold protein 4b (gene mpp4b). NCBI's taxonomy places the organism in Eukaryota, Metazoa, Chordata, Actinopteri, Siluriformes, Ictaluridae. Gene Ontology annotation, molecular function: protein binding. The record is from RefSeq and is a predicted model, not a curated record. Gene Ontology annotation, cellular component: adherens junction; plasma membrane. The transcript has 22 exons. Bases 1723 to 3603 code for a protein of 626 amino acids.
UAUCAGUAUGCAAAUAAACCUCAUAAUCCAGGGGACUAGAAUCUGCUUUCUUAGGAAAAAAAUGGUUCCUUCAGGGUUCUUUGGUUGGUUAAUAGUUCUACCUUUUGUUUUAUUAGUUUUAAAAACAUUUCUGAAAGGGAAACCGUUUGUUGUAGGGGAUCCUCGGAGCAUCCUUAAAGAGUACUAUGUAUAAUUUGAGGUCGCCAUGAAAUAGCGUUUUAGCUGUGAUUUGAUUCCAUAUGUCGACGUAUUUCCUUCUGAAGCAGCAAGUCAAAGUGACGGCGUGCUGGAGUGCUUUAUUUUUGACUUUUGGGAUAUGCACUCACACUGCUGCUCAAUCUAAACAAACCUGACAGUAGCUUAGUGAGCUAGCUGAAUAUGCAGAAUAGUAAGAAGAAUUUAACAAGAGCCUUUUACUUACAAAUGAACAUCAACCAUUUUUUCGUCAACUAAGUGAUGGCUGGAAAGUAGACUAUUACAUCCAAAAAACGCUCAGACAAACCAUCUUUACUGCUAAUGACCUACUACUGUAGAGAACGUCCCACCUCUGGGAGUCUCGUAUACGAUUGUAGAGAGCACUUUAUUGGACGAUCAUCAUGAAGUUUUGUCUAGUUAUGAAUCAUUGCAAAUAUUUGAUAGUUUACACAAAAUUGAAGGACUAAAAAUUUGAAACAAGACACUUUACCAGAAAAUUUCCAGAUACUAUUGUGUGAAGCUGUGAAACAGCCAUUUUGAGUUCAGGGACACUUUAAUGCAGGGGUCUUCAAUCUUAUCCACAUAGGGUCGGAUUUCAUUACAUCCAAAUUGGAGGCAUACUUGAUAGUUGAUGGGAGAUUAAGAUGAACCGAUUAAACAAGUGAAAUCAGGUUUAAUGCAGCCACACCAGCCCUUCCUGGAUAAGAUUGAAGACCCCUGCUGUAAUGGGGUCUUUGUUUUCUACUUGGAAUCCUUUCACCGCAAGAAACACUCAGUCGAAGAGUUCCAUAUUAAACCUUUAAAGUUUUCCCCAAACAGACAACUGAAGAACAUGUAAGGAUUUUCCAUUUAAUGUAGAUUAAACUUUAUAAUUAUUAUAAUUGUUGGUAAAUUGCUGUAGUAUGAGAUGUAUACUAAUGUAUUAAUGUUUGGCAUUUGCUGUUAUUAAAACAUACAUUCGAGGUGGUAACAUAUUGUCCUUUUGGGAGGACAGUUAAAGGUUCUGUGUAGACCCCUAUAAUGGAGGGCUUCCCUGAUUAUAGACAACAGACGGGGUUCCAAGAAGACCCUCUGUAGAAAGCUAGAAUAUACUGCAACUGAAUACAAAAAAAAAAAAAAAGCAUCCUGACUGGUCAAUACAGCUGGGCCAUGGUGAAUUAUUUUAUUUUAUUUUUUGCUGAUUAUAGAGUCAGGGAUGUACACGAUGACAUUUUUUCUUAAUUUUUUUUUUUUUUUUUUAAAUCUUAGUAAUAGCUAUCAGGAUGUAAAGACAGUUUAGCCAUUGUAUUCAUUAAAAAAAUAAUUUACAGCAGCUUUAAUCCCCUCCCCCACUCACUCACAGCUUUCCUCAUUCUGUUUGCGAGGGAUUAAGGAUAGAGAGGGAUUACAUUCUGUCCUGACACAACUCUCGGGUCGGGUUACGGUCUGAACUCUGCUCCUGACUGGAAAAGGACACUAACGAGAAGAGGACAUCGAGAGAGAAAAAGUGGUGGAUGUGAAAUCAUCCAGACUUCAGAUCUCUGGACAAUGAAACCAGCAAUGGAGAACAGAGCCAAAGUGGAUCUACUCAAUGUAAAAGACGAGGAUCUUGUGCAGAUCUUGUCUCACGUGCUCAAAGAAGUGAAGGACACCACUGGCAGGGACAUAAAUGGUACUGAACUGCUGCACAGUCUCCUGAACACUCCAUGGCUGCAGUCUUUACUGAAGGUUUACGAGUGUCUGCAGCAAUAUCUGAGGACCUGGGCUACCCCGUAUCUCUCCUACGCCUCUGGACUCUCGCUUGAGAUUCUGUCAGAUUUGAGAGCUCUGCCGUAUCCAUCCUAUGAAGCCAGAGAACUUUACUGCCUUCUCAUGGAGCCCCACAUGCAGGCUCUGCUCUCAGCCCAUGAUGUCGUGGGACUGAAGGACUACGAGCCUGUAUUGCCUCCACUGCCUGAAGAUCUGGUCAACAAUGAGGAGGCCAUGAGGAUCGUCUGCAUGGUCAAGAACAACCAACCUCUGGGAGCGACUAUACGGAGAGAUGAAAUGACAGGAGAGAUCUACGUGGCUCGAGUUAUUCAUGGAGGAUUGGCUGACCGCAGUGGUCUUUUGCAUGCCGGAGACAGACUCGUGGAGGUGAACGGACAUCCUGUGUUUGGACUGGAACCAGAGCAGAUAAUAAAAAUACUGGCUCACUCACACGGGACCGUUAUGUUUAAAGUAGUCCCGAUUACUGACAGACCCGUCAACAACAAGACCACGCUGUUUGUGCGAGCCAUGGUGGACUACAACCCCCACCAGGACCCUGGCAUCCCGUGUGUGGAUGCUGGCAUGGCCUUCAGGAAGGGCAACCUGCUGGAGAUAGUGGACCAGACAGAUGCCCUCUGGUGGCAGGCAAAGAAACUGCCAUGUAGCUUGACCUGCGCUGGCCUUGUCCCCUCCGCCUGCAUGUUCAAGAGGAAGCUGAAAGAUUUCUGGUGGUCGCAGCCCCACACCUGCAACAAAGUCUUGAGCACAGUGGAUGAAGAGGAUGACAUGAUGGCAAUAGAUGUGUCUAUUUUAGAAACGGAUGAGGAAGCUUUUGAAUCUGAGGAACUAAAGGAGGAUGAGAGCGAGUUUAGUGCUAGCGUUGAUGGCAUCUAUCUCGCUGGGUUCCGGAGGAGUCUGCGUGUGUGUCGUCGGCAUAGGGUUCAGGGUGGAGGUUUAGGCCCGAACCGCUCCCCAUGCUGCUCCAGCUCCAGCUCCCUCGUCAGCCCGUAUGAGGAGGUGGUGCGGUACCAGCGCCACCCAGAGGACAGACACCGCCUCAUUGCCCUGCUGGGUCCGUCUGGAGUCGGUGUGAACGAGUUACGCAGGAAACUGAUCGAGAUCAACCCGAGGACCUUCCAGGGAGCCACACCACACACGACGAGGCCACGGAAAUGGUACGAGGAACCUGGACGGGAGUAUCACUACAUCACUAGGGAUCAGUUCGAGAGCAUGGUGUACAACAACAGGUUUGUGGAAUACGGAGAGUUCAGGGGUCACCUCUACGGCACUAGCGUGGACGCAAUUAAGGACGUUCUGGCUGCUGGAAAGAUCUGCACCAUUGAUAUUGAUCCAUAUGCCAUUGCGUCAGUACGGACUCAUGAGCUGAAAGCGUACAUCAUCUAUAUAAAACCUCCUCCUUUAGCCCAAAUGAAACGAACACGGCUCAAAGCCCAGGUGACUAAUUACUGCACCAGUCGACCGUUUAGGAAUGAGGACUUUCAUGAGAUCGAGGAGGCAGCUUGCAGGAUGGAGCAGCAUUACGGUCAGUUUUUUGAUCACGUGAUUGUAAACGACGGCCUGCAGGCGGCCUGCGUGCGGCUGAUGACGGCGGUGAGGAGAGCUCAGGACGAGCCGCAAUGGGUUCCUGCCUCAUGGAUCAGACCGACUGAGCAAAUCUGAAUGUGAACAUGAUGUUUAGGGCUCAGUUUAGGGGGUUUUGCUGGUUUUAAAGAAAACUGAUUUAACCCCUAACACCAAAACACUCAUGAGAUGAAUCAGAACCUUGUUAGUGGAGUAAAAACGCUGUGCGAUGAAGCCCUUGAGGCGUGGAGCUGGGACAUGUCAAUUUACAUUGUGUGAAUAGAUACUGUACUGAUAUGAUCUUUUUUUUUUUUCAUGAAAUUCACUUAAAAAUAUAUUAUACUGUAUUCUAUGUGGUUAUUUUAACUCAGGAUAUGACGUUACUUGCACUUUUUUUGUUUCUUACAUUUUUAGCAUAAAUUAUGCCCCAUAUUCAAACACUGUA